GAUAUUAAUGAAUGUGUGACUAACGCCCAUAACUGUGAUGCCAAUGCUUUCUGCAAUAACACUCAGGGGUUUUAUAACUGCACAUGCAGCCCUGGAUACACUGGAAAUGGAACAUCAUGCAACGGUUAUUUUCAAAAUUUUUUGUUUGUUUGUUUGUUUUGUUUUUUAUUCACUUUCGUUUUAAACUUACCGUAGGUUAAAAUCACCAACUUGUAUGAUUUGUGUUUUGGGGGGAAAAGGUUGUUUAUUGCCUUGGUAUUGUCUUCUUUCAACUAAAAAUGAAGAAGGAAAUUAGAAGAAAUCAAUGCCACAACCCAAGAAACAGUUAUCCACAAACGUCAUUUAAACUGAAAAUGUCGAAAAUCGGGCCUUUUUUAGCGCAGAAUGAGCUUGCCUAUCUGUUUUUCUAACCCUCAUUUAUGUAUUUGAUUUCAGCCUUUUCCUCCUUCACAACCGACGGACGCAUCGGAAAUCAUGGCAUUAUUCAAAAUUUUUCAGUUCCGAAGACCAGUGUGUAUCUGGUAAAAGCCUGGGGUGCUCGAGGAGGAACACAUGCACCAACCUAUGGAAUAACCCCGGGGACAUAUCACGGUGGCAGAGGGGCAAUUAAGGAAGGCAUGUUUCGUUUGAAUGAGAGCACUGUACUGAAUAUUGUGGUGGGACAAAAAGGUGGAGAUUCAGUGCAGGUUCAAGGAGGAAAUUCCACUAACUUGACAGCCGCUCAGCUGGGACUGUCUGUAGAGGAUAAUGCUGGUACUGGGGGAGGGGGAGGGAGCUUUGUUUAUAAGACAAGUCAUGUUCUUUUGUUAGCCGCCGGAGGGGGAGGGGGUGCAUCCAAUGGUUAUAACGGGGUGGAUGAAACAGGCAUGUAG
Messenger RNA from Porites lobata, 872 nucleotides. The record is from the annotation of a GenBank genome assembly. Lineage: Eukaryota; Metazoa; Cnidaria; Anthozoa; Scleractinia; Poritidae.